Messenger RNA from Sinocyclocheilus rhinocerous, 708 nucleotides. RefSeq names its product overexpressed in colon carcinoma 1 protein homolog. The record is from RefSeq and is a predicted model, not a curated record. The coding region runs from base 52 to 240 and encodes 62 amino acids. NCBI's taxonomy places the organism in Eukaryota, Metazoa, Chordata, Actinopteri, Cypriniformes, Cyprinidae. The transcript is spliced from 5 exons.
UGCAUCACAUCAGAGCCGUCCUUCUCCUCUAAAGCAGGCGUUCAUGCCAAAAUGGGAUGUGGAAAUUCCUCCGCCACCAGCACGACAGCAGGAGGUCCAGCAGAAGCUGCCAAGGAUCUGACAGAAGAACCUUCGCCGGAUGAUGAGAAACGAAGGAACUAUGGAGGAGUGUAUGUGGGUCUUCCUGCUGAUCUGACCUCAGUAGCUGCCAGCCAAUCAAAAUCCACACAUAAAGACUGAAAGCAGAUCACAUGAAAUGACAACGAUAAAGCCUCUUCAGAACCCAAGCUCUGCAGUCGCUGAUUUACAACGGAUAUUCAGACGAUAUUCGAGGAUGGAGCUGCUUUUGGAAGCGAAUCCAGAACGGGUCGGCACUUCGGAAUGACAUCACCGUGACAUCAUACCGGCUGGCGUACAGAAGGGUUCUGUUCGGAACACUGAGCAUUAUUGUGACUAUGAAUGUAGACUCUGUUGCCAUGGUGACCGUCGACCCCCGUGACCUCUCCGUCCGCCAGGAGGACAUCCUGGUAUUUCGGAGUCACCAUCGCAGGGCAUUUCCUGAGUCUGCAGACCCAUCAGAUCUGAUCAACUGUAGGCUACGUCUCAUAACUGCAAUAACUGACUCUACUGAACCUAUUCUUUCAGUUUUGUUCUUCUUAGAAAAAAAGGAUCUGAAAAAGGAUGAUGUAUUUUACAUACAGUAUGUAA